AUGAGAUAUUUUAAGCAAAGUUUUGUUAAGGCAAACAAUUGGCGCAAGUCUACUGGCGCCGGCUUGCUAGAUGACGAAGAAGUCACAUCUAUAAAAGAUAAGAUCACUACUAACAGAAGCGAGGUUAACACACAAAAAAAAACUACACCAGGGAGGAUUCGUUUCGAAAACAAUUUAAGACGUAAUAAACAAACAUCCGCCAUUCAGGAACUAAACGAUAUUGAACGCAAACGAGAGGAGUUCCAAAAUCGGAAGCUUCAACUUGAAGUAGAAAAAUUCGAGUUUCACAAAGAAUUGGAACUAAAAAAAUUGCGCAUGAAGGAGGAUAAGAUGAACAUGAGAUUCAGGCUAAAAGAGGAGAAGUUAAAGCAAAAAGAGAAAUUGGCGAUAUAUGAACUGGAUUUAAAAUAUGGCAAAGCGAACGAUAGCUAA
Messenger RNA from Teleopsis dalmanni, 432 nucleotides. RefSeq lists its product as uncharacterized. The coding region runs from base 1 to 432 and encodes 143 amino acids. The record is from RefSeq and is a predicted model, not a curated record. The transcript has 3 exons. Lineage: Eukaryota; Metazoa; Arthropoda; Insecta; Diptera; Diopsidae.